CAGGGGACUCUCCCACGGAAACGAAUAAAAAGAAGAGAGAGAAAGUGAACAAAGCAAAGCCAGAGCUUAACGUUUUAGAGAGAGAAAGAACCCAAAGAAAAAGUAUCGAAGAUUCAUUUGUUCAUGGAAGUGAGGGUUUUCGCCAGUUGAUCUUGCUUAAAGCAACCGUUAAUCUUAUUUUGGUUGAAUUUUCAAAAUAGCUACUAAUCUUUUGACAUAUUUAGUUCAUUAUUUUUUGUAAUCAAAACCCUAAUUUUGGGAGCUACAUGCAUCGUUUGCUAUAGUUCAGUCCAAGCAGCAAUUCUUCCAGUGAGUUUUGACUUCGCGAAUAGCGAAGAAAUUGUCUAUGGGUGCCCAGGAGAAAUCCCCCAGCGCCAACAAUUCGAUGCAGCGUGUUAAGGUUUAUCGGCUGAAUGAUGAUGGUAAAUGGGAUGACCAAGGAACCGGGCAUGUUACUGUUGAUUAUUUACAGAGAUCGGAAGAGUUAGGUUUAUUUGUUAUUAGUGAAGAAGAUGAUGAAACAUUACUUGUGCACCGGAUAAGCUCAGAUGACAUCUACCGCAAACAAGAAGAUACAAUCAUUUCUUGGAGGGAUCCUGAGCAUGCAACAGAAUUGGCCCUUAGCUUUCAAGAAACAACUGGUUGCUCUUACAUUUGGGACAACAUUUGUAAUGUGCAAAGGAACAUGCACUUUAAUACCUUGAGCAAUGAGACAUACCAUAAUGUCAAUAGUGAAUUGCGGGAGUUGCCUCCAGUUGAGCUGUCUACACUACCUUUAAUACUAAAGAUUAUAGUUGAAAGUGGGAUUGCUGAUCAGUUGCGUGUUACAGAUCUCAUACUACAUGAUCUAGAAUUUAUUAGGAAGCUUAUGGAUCUCUUCAGGAUUUGUGAAGAUUUGGAUAACAUUGAUGGCCUUCACAUGGUUUUCAAAAUAGUCCGAGGAAUUAUUUUGCUGAAUAGCACGCAGAUCUAUGAUAGAAUUUUUGGUGAUGAAUACAUUAUGGAUAUAAUUGGAUGCCUUGAAUAUGAUCCUGAUGUACCUCAUGUUCAUCAUCGGAAUUUCCUUAAAGAGAAUGUGGUUUUUAAGGAGGCCAUACCUAUUAAGGAUCCAGUGGUUCUUUCAAAGAUUCAUCAGACGUACAGAGUUGGUUAUCUCAAGGAUGUCAUUCUGCCUAGAGUAUUGGAUGAGGCUACGGUUGCAAGCCUUAAUUCCAUAAUUCAUUCAAAUAAUGCAACUGUUGUCUCGUUGUUAAAGGAUGACAACACCUUCAUUCAAGAAUUAUUUGCAAGAUUGAAGUCAUCUUCAACUUCUGCAGAAUCUAAAAAAAAUUUGGUACUCUUCUUGCAUGAGUUUUGUUCCCUAAGUAAGAGCUUACAGAUGGUGCACCAACUUCGGCUAUAUCGGGAUCUGGUUAAUGAAGGCAUACUUGAGAUCAUAGCUGAUAUCCUGCAGAGUCAAGAUAAAAAGCUCAUAUUAACUGGGACAGACAUCCUCAUUCUUUUCUUAAAUCAGGAUCCAAACCUUUUGCGCUCUUAUGUAACUCGGCAGGAAGGGAUCCCUCUUUUUGGGCUUUUGGUGAAUGGUAUGCUUACAGAUUUUGGAGAUGACAUGCAUUGUCAAUUUCUUGAAAUUCUUCGUAAUCUUUUGGAUUCGUAUACAUCAGGAUCACAGAGAGAGUCUAUCAUCGACAUCUUCUAUGAGAAGCACUUGGGUCAUUUGAUUGAUGUCAUAACAUCCUCAUGCCCACCUAAUAGCGCUGCUCAAGCUGUCAGUAAAUCUGGGAGAUCAGAUGAAGAAAGUGGAAAUCAAAUUAGUGUCAAGCCAGAAAUAUUAUUAAACAUUUGUGAUCUGCUAUGCUUUUGCGUUUUGCACCACCCGUAUAGAAUAAAGUGUAACUUUCUUCUCAAUAGUGUGAUUGAUAAAGUUUUGCUUCUGACACACCGAAGAGAAAAGUACCUCGUAGUAGCUGCUGUUAGAUUUAUUAGAACUCUUAUUUCACGCAAUGACGAAAAUCUGUUGUCUCAUAUUGUGAAGAAUAACCUGUUGAAACCAAUUGUUGAUGCUUUUGUUAGUAAUGGCAGUCGUUAUAAUCUGCUCAAUUCUGCCGUUCUGGAACUUUUUGAGUAUAUCAGAAAGGAGAACCUGAAGACAUUGUUGAAGUACUUAGUUGAUUCUUUCUGGGAACAGUUAGCCCAAUUUGAUAAUUUGCCAUCAAUACGUUCGCUGAAGGUUAAAUAUGAACAGGCGCUUGAAAGUGCUGGAUUGAGAAGUAACACUAAUGUGUUAGACCCCAGAAAACGAAUUGACGAUCGUGCUCUUGAGAAGGAAGAGGAAGAUUAUUUCAAUGACGACAGUGAUGAAGAAGAUUCAGCAUCAGCAUCUAUGCCAAGUAGAAAGAGAGCACAAUCCCAACCCAAUUUGCCUAAUGGUUCUGCUACAACCUAUCCUUCUACGAGAUCUGGUGGGCUAGUUGACUAUGAUGAUGAUGAAGAUGAUGAAGAUUACAAACCACCAUCAAGAAAACGGGCAGAUAAUUCUGGUGAAGAUGAUGAAGUAGAAUCAUUCCGGUUGAAACGCAAAUUGGCUACCAAGGAUGAGCCUGAACCUAAAAAGCUGCAGCGAUCACAUAAAAGCUCAAAGCCAAAUGAAGGUGUAUUUGCUGCCUUGUGCUCGACCCUAAGUCAGGCUGUAUUACCCGGUAAGAAAACAAUCAGCACUGCUCCUGAUAUUCUCCGAACAGAUGGAGGCAAGAAUCCAGUUGAAACAAAUCAUGAAGAAAAGGGGGGGCAUAAAGGCUCUUCUGACCAGGGGAAGAGCUCAGAUGUGGACAAUCUUGCUGACCAAGAAGAAGUUUCUCCUAGGUGCUUUACAGAUGGCUUGUGUGGUUCUCCGGAUAACGGACAACAUGGAGAUGAUGGUCCAUUGAUACCGAAGGCAUCACCAGAGAUGGCUGUAAAUGGAUCUUGAAAUACAUCUUUUUGCUUCCUUUUGUGCUCACUGCCUACAUGAUUGGUGGAAUUGGCGCCAAUGGUCUAUUGGCUUUGGGCGUUCGACUAACAGACAGGAACCGGCGAAAACCAUUCCAUCAACACUCAAGAGAGGAUAUUGUACAGUGCCAUUAUUUAGGUGUUAAGAAAUCAUCCUUCUUUCCUAGUGUUUUUUCCUUUACAUUUUAUUUGACUUAUUGGUUCUUUUGUAAACAUUUGUUAGCUAUAGUUUUCCCUUGUUUUUAUUAUUUUUGGAAGCACAUAAUUUUGACUUUUUAUGCUUUUUAAUUAUGUAGCACUUAUAGGGCAAUAAAAUUGCCCUGCACGGGUGUCCCCUAAUCUUGCAAGAUACGGUAGGUGUAGGUGCACUCGAGAGAGGAUGGGUUAAAGCUAAUUUUUCAGUUUCACAUCCGUGUAAUAUGUAGUUUGCCGAAGUUCCCCCCUUUUUUUCUUGGGGAGGAAAUAGUUUUGUAUGAACUUGUACAUUAUAAUCUUUACUUGCUGGAAAAUUGAAA
This is a messenger RNA of Coffea eugenioides, 3503 nucleotides long. Its product is annotated as serine/threonine-protein phosphatase 4 regulatory subunit 3. Bases 347 to 2968 code for a protein of 873 amino acids. The transcript is spliced from 24 exons. Gene Ontology annotation, cellular component: nucleoplasm; protein phosphatase 4 complex. The record is from RefSeq and is a predicted model, not a curated record. Gene Ontology annotation, molecular function: protein phosphatase activator activity. NCBI's taxonomy places the organism in Eukaryota, Viridiplantae, Streptophyta, Magnoliopsida, Gentianales, Rubiaceae. Gene Ontology annotation, biological process: protein dephosphorylation.